AUGCAGGACAUCGAGAUGCCCCGGGAUAUAUCACAGGAGACUUGGAACUCGAUUACAAUUCUUCUCACGUGGAACUAUGUCCCAGUAAAAGAACAUGUCCCUAAUCUGCGAUACGUACAACUUCACACCACCGGUUGCAACCACAUCGCAGACACGCCCCUCUUCAAAGACAGCGAUGUAUCAUUCUGUACGGCGAACGGUGUACACCCUCCACAAAUCGCCGAAUGGGUCAUUGCUACUUUCCUCGGUUUCCAACAUCAUUGUAAUCGCUUCGUGGAUUCCUCUCGCGAAACGUGGGCUAUACCUGAGUCAGAUGAAGACACGGGGGAUGCUGUCGGUUUACGGAUGGGCAUUCUUGGAUACGGGUGCACUGGGCGUCAGUGCGCACGCUUAGCGACUGCGCUUGGAGUGGACGUUCAUGCGUUUACGCUGCACGAACGACCGACUCCAGAGUCUAAGCGUGAUAACUCGUACUAUGGCUGCGAUCAGCUAAACGAGUUCCUUGCCGGUCCUGAUCUACUCGUUAUUACUCUACCCCUUACCUCGCUAACCCGAGGCAUGAUUGCUCGUGAACAGUUCCAAGCUCUUGGGAAGCGGAACGCCUUUGUCAGCAAUGUUGGACGGGGUCCAGUCGAAAAUACCGAUGAUCUCGUCGCUGCUUUGAAUAACGGGACAAUCAGAGGAGCUGCAGUUGAUGUCACGAACCCUGAACCAUUGCCUGCAGGACAUCCACUGUGGAAAGCGAAGAAUGUCGUUAUUACACCCCAUGUUGGGGGAAACUCGACUCACUACAAUGAGCGAGUCCUCAAGGUUUUGGUUCGCAAUCUUAAGAAUAUUGCGGACGGGAAGGGGCUUAUUAACUGGAUCAAUAAAUCGCUAGGCUACUAG
Messenger RNA from Aspergillus pseudotamarii, 888 nucleotides. Its product is annotated as D-isomer specific 2-hydroxyacid dehydrogenase. Bases 1 to 888 code for a protein of 295 amino acids. The transcript has 4 exons. The record is from RefSeq and is a predicted model, not a curated record. Gene Ontology annotation, molecular function: NAD binding. Lineage: Eukaryota; Fungi; Ascomycota; Eurotiomycetes; Eurotiales; Aspergillaceae.